Messenger RNA from Coffea arabica (coffee), 363 nucleotides. Its product is annotated as carboxylesterase 1-like. The record is from RefSeq and is a predicted model, not a curated record. NCBI's taxonomy places the organism in Eukaryota, Viridiplantae, Streptophyta, Magnoliopsida, Gentianales, Rubiaceae. Gene Ontology annotation, molecular function: hydrolase activity.
AUGGGCACUAGUGCAGGAGGAAACAUAGCCUAUCAUGUUGGUCUUAGUGCACCUUCUUCUGCUGAUGAUCUUCAGCCUUUGAACAUUAAAGGCGUGAUUUUGCACCAACCAUUCUUUGGUGGCAACAAGAGGACGGAUUCGGAGUUGAGGGCUGUAAAUGACAAGAUUGUACCACCCUGUGUUAGUGACAUCAUGUGGGAACUUUCAUUGCCCGUAGGCGCUGACCGAGAUCAUGGAUUUUGCAAUCCAGUAUUGAGCAUCAAACCCGGACAAUUCGAUCAUAUUAAAGAUUUGGGACGGAAGAUUUUGGUGACUGGCUAUGAUGGUGAUCCAUUGUUUGAUCGUCAAGUUGAGCUUGUAUAG